Archocentrus centrarchus (flier cichlid) is the source of this 3503-nucleotide messenger RNA. RefSeq names its product phosphatidylinositol 4-kinase, catalytic, beta (gene pi4kb). Bases 578 to 3157 code for a protein of 859 amino acids. Gene Ontology annotation, molecular function: 1-phosphatidylinositol 4-kinase activity. Lineage: Eukaryota; Metazoa; Chordata; Actinopteri; Cichliformes; Cichlidae. The transcript is spliced from 13 exons. The record is from RefSeq and is a predicted model, not a curated record. Gene Ontology annotation, biological process: phosphatidylinositol phosphate biosynthetic process; phosphatidylinositol-mediated signaling. Gene Ontology annotation, cellular component: membrane; cytoplasm.
CGGUUCCGUGACAGCAGAUGACUAACGAUUAAAGCAGGUGACGGUCAGGUGACUAAUAACUCUGUGAUGGUUAGAGUAAUUGAAGCUGCGAGUGAGGACCCAAAAAAAAAAAGGUGGACAGAAACGUCACAAUGCUAGACUAACAGUUGGCUUCUGGUCAUGAUGACCUCUGAUCCCCUGGCGGUCUGACAGUGAUAGGUGAAGGUGGCGCUCCAAAAUUGUGUUGGUGUGUGUGGGGGAGUGUGAUGAUUUACCUGCUGGAUCACCAUGGUAACUGAUGCUGAUCACCUAACCUGAGACCUUGCCUGCACAUCCAGGUAUCCUCUCUAUCAGGCUCCUCCUACCAUGAUGUCAUCACUCAUAUCAGGAAAAUCUCCUUUGUUCCAAGCCACACCCAUCAGGAUCUCACUGUGACGUCAGCGUGACAGGAAACAUGCUGAUGGCGUUCUCUCUCCUCAGCUGCCAUGUGAACGAGCUGCACGCUUCCUUUGGCAGGCGGAUGUAGAUGUAGAGAGAAAAUAGUUCCUCCAGGAUACUGCUCGCAGACAGUGGAGGAGGGCGGAGCUUCCCGGCAGCCAUGAUGGAGGAUGCCGAGCCGGAUCUUUCCCCCGCCCCCUCGAAUCAGAACAGCCCCUCCCCCUCCAUCUCCAUCUCCUCCUCCCCCUCACUGUCUCUUCCCUCCACACCAUCCUCCUGCGGCCCCCCCCAGGCCACCACCCCUCCCCUAUGCGUUAUCAACGAGGGCGUGGCCGAGCUCAGCCUGGUGAUCGACGCAGAGGUGGCCCAGCGGGCGUGUCAGGAGGUGCUGCAGAAGGUGAAGCUGCGACAGGUGGAGGCCGACAGUGGCCCUCCGCAGAACGAGGCGGCGCCAGACGCGCAGCCCUCUGACCCUGAGGGCCCAGCGUCUAGCUCAGUGAAGAGCGCACGGCGGCGGCAGAGACACAAUCCCUCCAAACAGUCGUGGCUGCUGCGCCUGUUCGAGUCGAAGCUCUUUGACGUCUCCAUGGCGAUCUCCUACUUGCACAACUCGAAGGAGCCCGGCGUGCAGGCGUACAUCGGAAACCGCCUGUUCAGCUUCCCGCACGAGGAGGUGGACUUCUACCUGCCGCAGUUGCUCAACAUGUACAUCCACAUGGACGAGGACGUCGGCGACGCCAUCAAACCCUAUGUGGUGCACCGCUGCAGGCAGAGCAUCUCCUUCAGCCUGCAGUGUGCCUGGCUGCUCGGCGCCUACUCCUCUGACAUGCACAUCUCCACCCAGCGCCACUCUCGAGGAACCAAACUGAGGAAACUCAUCCUGUCCGAUGAACUGAAACCUGCCGGGCCGCGAGUCCGCAGGGAUCCCCUCGCUCUGACGCCGUUCUGUCCCGUGGCGUCCUCCACGGCCGGCCCCGGGCCCUUGGGAGGAGAUCACGGUCUGUCACCAUCAAAGAGGACGCAUCAGCGCUCCAAGUCAGAUGCUACGGUCAGCAUCAGCCUGAGCAGCAACCUGAAGAGGACGGCAAGCAACCCGAAAGUGGAAAGCAGCCAAGACGAGGACUGCAGCUCCAGCUCUGACAGUCUGGAGUUUGAUUCUCGUCCCCCGGUGCGUCUGGCUCCUCAGAGAGAGUUCAUCAAGUCUCUGAUGGGCAUCGGGAAGCGUCUGGCCACGCUGCCUACCAAAGAGCAGAAGACCCAACGUCUCAUCUCCGAGCUGUCGCUGCUCAACCACAAGCUGCCGGCCCGCGUGUGGCUGCCUACCGCCGCCUUCGACCACCAUGUGGUCCGAGUACCGCACUCUCAGGCCGUGGUGCUUAACUCCAAAGACAAGGCUCCAUACCUGAUCUACGUGGAGGUUCUGGAGUGUGAGAACUUUGAGACGUCCAGCGUUCCAAUCCGGAUCCCGGAGAACCGGAUCAGGAGCACGCGCUCUGUGGAGAACCUUCCGGACUGCGGCAUGACGCCGGAGCAGCGAGCCGGCAGCUUCUCAGUCGUCCCGAACUACGACAAUGAUGAUGAAGCGUGGUCCGUGGACGACAUCGGAGAGCUGCAGGUGGAGCUUCCAGAGACUCACACCAACAGCUGUGACAACAUCAGCCAGUUCUCAGUGGACAGCAUCACCAGCCUGGAGAGCAAGGAGCCCGUGUUCAUCGCCGCCGGAGACAUCAGGCGGCGUCUGUCUGAGCAGCUCGCUCAAGCCCCCACCACCUUCAAACGGGACCCCGAGGACCCGUCUGCCGUGGCCCUGAAGGAGCCGUGGGAGGAGAAAGUCAGGAGGAUCAGGGAGGGCUCUCCUUAUGGCCACCUCCCCAACUGGAGGCUCCUGUCUGUCAUUGUGAAGUGUGGAGAUGACUUGCGGCAGGAGCUACUCGCCUUUCAGGUGCUGCAGCAGCUCCAGUCGAUCUGGGAGCAGGAGCGCGUGCCGCUCUGGAUCAAGCCGUACAAGAUCCUGGUGCUGUCGGCAGACAGCGGGAUGAUCGAGCCCGUGGUAAACGCCGUGUCGCUGCACCAGGUGAAGAAGCAGAGUCAGCUGUCUCUGCUUGACUACUUCCUGCAGGAGCACGGCACGCCCACCACCGAGGCCUUCCUGACGGCGCAGAGGAACUUUGUGCAGAGCUGUGCCGGCUACAGCCUCAUCUGCUACCUGCUGCAGGUCAAAGACAGGCACAACGGGAACAUCCUGCUCGACGCCGAGGGCCACAUCAUCCACAUCGACUUCGGCUUCAUCCUGUCCAGCUCGCCCAGAAAUCUCGGCUUUGAGACAUCCGCCUUCAAGCUCACUGCCGAGUUUGUGGAUGUGAUGGGCGGGCCAGAUGGCGACAUGUUUAACUACUACAAGAUGCUGAUGCUUCAGGGUCUGAUCGCAGCCAGGAAGCACAUGGACCGCGUGCUGCAGAUCGUGGAGAUCAUGCAGCAAGGUGAGUCACCACAGCUGCUCCUGGUGGUCGUUUCCCAUCCUGCAGCACUAACUGCCCCACCUCUGUGCCCCCUCCCAGGCUCCCAGCUGCCCUGCUUCCACGGCUCGAGCACCAUGCGCAGCCUAAAGGAACGUUUCCACAUGAGCCUGACGGAAGAGCAGCUGCAGCUGCUCAUCGAUCAGCUGGUGGACGGAUCCAUGAGGUCGCUCACCACCAAACUAUACGACGGCUUCCAGUACCUCACCAACGGCAUCAUGUGACCCAACCCACAGACUGAGGAGCUUUUAUGACUCCACCCACUCCUCCUUUAUUUUAUUCCAGUUUUUUUUUGUUGUCUCGUCUUUUCUUUAAAAGAGUUCUCAGUUUUCUCUUCAUCUCACUAAGUUUCUCCUCUUCCUCUUUAAUUUUCUUUUUUGUUCUUCCAUAUGUGGGCAGAAAUCCCUGAUUGGCUGCUCCCCCGAACUCUAAGCCAGUGAGAGAGCAGCCCACUUUUAGUUUUGACCUGUGAACUGUGAGCAGAGAGUUUAAUGGACCAGACGCCAUUUCCUGUUUUACCUGUGAAGCAGUUUCUUUGAGCCAAUUAAAACCAGCUGGUGUUCACCUGCA